Eutrema salsugineum is the source of this 1094-nucleotide messenger RNA. RefSeq names its product protein ZGRF1. Gene Ontology annotation, cellular component: site of double-strand break; nucleus. The transcript is spliced from 8 exons. The record is from RefSeq and is a predicted model, not a curated record. Gene Ontology annotation, biological process: double-strand break repair. Bases 90 to 983 code for a protein of 297 amino acids. NCBI's taxonomy places the organism in Eukaryota, Viridiplantae, Streptophyta, Magnoliopsida, Brassicales, Brassicaceae.
UAUUUUCUAAAUCAAAUUUUGAAAAACUACAACAAUUCGCGAUUCUCUUUCUUCUCGGAGGAAGGAGAGCGAGAAUUAAGAAGGAAAAAAUGUCGGAGAAGAAGAGAUGGGUUGCGAUGUAUACGAAGCACAUGAAGCAGAAGAGAAAGGUCUAUCACGAUGGCUUUCUGGAUUUGCACAUCACCAGAAAAAAGGUGAUGCUUUAUGACGAGGCCGAUAAUCUACUUGAAAGCAAGAUGUUAAAGGCUGACGAAGUUGUGAGCUCAGGUGAAACACUCACAUUUCAAGCAUAUCUUGUGGAUAUAUGCGAACCAGAUGGUGGAAGCAAGCCUUCAUCUGAUAUAAAGGUUCAACCAAGUGAUCAAGGGUGUGCACGGAAAUCAUUUGCAGUGCUCAGGCCAAAUUUCAAGAAAAAUUCUCUUCAUUCUGAAGAGAAGAAACCUAACAUUGUGAAUAAAUUCCCGUCAAAUAGUCUCAGCCCUUCUCAGAAAAUGAUUAGAGUAUUCAAAAAGAGAGAAUUGCACAAGUAUGGGGCACUAAGUCCAGACACUGUAAAGCCAACAACAAAAGGUUCACCUCUUGGCUCAGCUAAUAAUGGAAGCACUAAUAAACCCUUCAUUAACUCUCCUUGUGAUGGAAGGUCCGGUACAGAUUCAAGGCGAGAGAAUGAUAAGUUAAGCAAGGAUGUUCCUCCACAUAAGCCCUUACGUGAUGUAAACCAGAUACUCUCCAUUCUUCAGAGACCGAGUGUUAUAGAGACAUGUUCUGAUAAUCAUAAUCUAGAAACGUCAGUGUCGUCAACAAAAAUACAUCCAGAAUCUGAUACCAGCAAAAAACAGAAAAUGGAGUCUGUUUCAUCCAGUGCAGCAUCUAAGAGUUCACUUCCCCAACAGUUUAUGGUUCGAGAAACGUCAACGGCCACAACAACUGUUUGUUCAAUGACUCAUCAGAGCGACCCUCCGAGUUUUGACCUCGGAAUUUAAAGCAAACAUAAAAUGUCACUUUUUACAUAAACAGGUAACUUUUUUUUUUUUCAUUUUACAUAAGUAACCAGAAACAGUGUAUUAUUAUUUGUGGAACUCAACGAAGUACAA